This is a messenger RNA of Nematolebias whitei (Rio pearlfish), 1569 nucleotides long. Its product is annotated as cell adhesion molecule 2. Lineage: Eukaryota; Metazoa; Chordata; Actinopteri; Cyprinodontiformes; Rivulidae. The coding region runs from base 1 to 762 and encodes 253 amino acids. The record is from RefSeq and is a predicted model, not a curated record. The transcript has 6 exons.
AUGACCUGCCGUGUGGAGUUCAAUGACAACACCUCCCUCCAGUGGUCAAACCCAGCACAGCAGACACUCUUCUUUGGUGACAAGAAAGGGGCCAAAGAGGUGAAUGCAAGUGGGAAGACAUUUACAGUGCGGAGCUCUCUGCAGCUGCAUGUGGACAGAAAUGAUGAUGGAGUGGCCUAUACCUGCAGAGUGGACCAUGUGGCUCUCGCACAGGCGCCACAGCAAGCCACCGAAGUGCUGGAGGUCCACUACGCUCCCCGUGUGGAGAUCGUAAACUCCAUCGCUCUUCCUCAGGAAGGACAGUACCUGAAGCUGGAGUGUUUGUCCAGAGGAAACCCAUCGCCUGACCCGGUGAUGUGGACAAAGGACGGAGGGGAACUUCCUGACCUGGACAGAAUAAUUGUAGAGGGGCGGGAGCUCACCUUUACUUCACUCAACAAGACAGACAAUGGCACCUACCGCUGUGAAGCAAGCAACCACCUAGGGACCAGCAGCGCUGAAUAUGUGCUGUAUGUCUACGAUCCCAACGCAGUGGGCCAGCAUGGCACCGACCACGCCCUGAUCGGAGGAGUGGUGGCCGUGGUGGUCUUUGUCACCCUGUGUUUAAUCAUUGUUCUUGGAAGAUACCUGGCCAGGCAUAAAGGAACAUACUUGACGAACGAAGCCAAAGGAGCGGACGACGCGCCCGACGCUGACACGGCCAUUAUCAACGCUGAGGGCAACCACGCGCACGCAGAGGAGAAGAAGGAAUACUUCAUUUAGACUGCAGCGGGAGCCGUGCAGCUCUCGCCCUCUUCUUAUGGUCCCUCUGUGUUUCUUAUUGUCUCAUUCUGUCUCCCACGUUCGUCCAUCACCUUUGGCCACUGCCCGCUCAACUCAACAAGGAGUUUGCAGAGAAUCGGUGCAUCUCUCUCAGCUGCAUUACUGUCUUCUUUUUUGUUGUCGUUUCGUUUUGGGUUGAUGUUCCUCACAGCCAGCUUGAUGCUGUUGCUGCUGCUGCUGAAGACGGCGUCCCUUCCUCGUGUUUUUCCUGGUCUUUUCACAUGAACACCUGGAAAUAUGUAAAUCUACCAUGACUGCUUCUUAAAUAACUCCUGUGUUCAUCUUCACACCCACCCCCAAACAGACACAUGUUAUAUCCCGUGUUCACAGACACAUAUCCCACAUCAACACGGUGCCUAAAAAUGCAGACGCCAUCGAACUUCUGUCAAUGCCUUCAUGUGUCGCCUGUCAGCAGCAGUGUAAAUGCUGUAAAUCAUUUCAGCGCUUAGCUCCUGGCUUUUAACUUUGGAUUUAAUUUGAAUAAAACUCUGUGCUGUUUACGCCUUAUGUGUGCAUCACGAUGAAUAUGGUACUUUUAGACGAUUCACCUCUCCCAAAUAGACUCGUAAUGAAACAGUGGAGCCUUUGUAAGAUAAGACCAAGGUUUUGUGUAACACUGUAGCAAGGUUUGGUCAGAUAAGUGUAUUAUAUGAUUUUGACAAUAAGGGUAGAAGUAAAAAAAAAGGGUAGCGCAGUAUUGUUUAGAGCAGAGAACACCAAAAAUAUACAAAAGAUGCUAGCUGAUCC